This is a messenger RNA of Brenthis ino (lesser marbled fritillary), 366 nucleotides long. Lineage: Eukaryota; Metazoa; Arthropoda; Insecta; Lepidoptera; Nymphalidae. The record is from the annotation of a GenBank genome assembly.
AUGGCACCCCGGUUUGAGAUCGCAGUUGGUCUGCGAAAAGGCCACAAGACCACUAAAAUAUCCGCUGGAAGAAAGGGUAUUACAGACAAAGCAAUCAGAAUCAGACCAGCUAGGCUAAAGGGUUUGCAAACAAAGCACUCAAAGUUUGUCCGAGACUUAGUCCGUGAAGUUGUUGGACAUGCCCCUUAUGAAAAGAGGGCUAUGGAAUUGCUUAAGGUAUCAAAGGACAAGCGUGCACUGAAAUUCUUGAAACGUCGUCUGGGCACACACAUCCGUGCCAAGAGGAAGCGUGAAGAGAUGAGCAAUGUUCUGGUACAGAUGAGGAAGGCGGCUGCGCAAGCGCACCACGCCACCACUCACGCGCAC